AUGCAUCUUCAACUCGCUACCAUCACCGCUCUCGCAGCUCUUUCGUCUGCUCUCCCAACUCUCAAGGUCCGCCAAUCUGGUCCCGUUCUGGCAUCCACAACCUAUGAUGCGAUCUCUAUUUCCGGUGGGCAAGCGGGCAACGCCGAAGCAGAAGCCCUCGCUGUCUUUUCCGCGCUCGAUGUCAACAAUCCUGGCAACAUCGAUCCCGCAGAUAUCGACUUUCUUGGUCAGGUCAACGACGUAGCCAACGAUGCUGAAACCGGUGUUUUCAACCCUGCCAUUGAAGCUGCCACGGGCGACGAAGCCGACGCUCUGUCUGCCGGAAAGAUAAAGAACAAGGUUCUGAAACUGAUGGCCACAAAGAUUGAGCUCGAAGCUAAGCAGGCCCAAGGCGAGGAUGUGGCUGCGAAGCUGGAGGAUGAGACAAAGAAGCUGAACAAUAACAUUGCUACUGAUAAGGAGAGCGCUGGCAAGCCAAGUACCGCGCUACCUUUCGAUGCCUCGAUUACCGGCGGAGGUAGCACUGCUGCUGGCGCUGGUGCUGGUGCUGGGGCAGGAAACAACGAUGCCACAGCGGGCAACAACAAUGCAAACCAGGACGAUGCGGCGGCUGAUGAUGAUGAUGACGAUGCCGCUGCUGAUGACAAUGCGAACGAUAACGCGGAUGACAAGGCCGCCAACAACAACCAGAACCAGAACCAGAACAACAAUGCUGGUGGUAACGCGAGCAACAAUGCUGGUGGUAAUGCAAACAACAAUGCUGGUGGUAAUGCAAACAAUGCUGGUGGUAACGCAAACAACAACGCUGGCGGUGACGGCGGCGGUGCGACUGGAAACUUCCUGUUCGGCGGUAAUUAA
Messenger RNA from Ascochyta rabiei, 858 nucleotides. RefSeq lists its product as uncharacterized. Lineage: Eukaryota; Fungi; Ascomycota; Dothideomycetes; Pleosporales; Didymellaceae. The transcript has a single exon. The coding region runs from base 1 to 858 and encodes 285 amino acids. The record is from RefSeq and is a predicted model, not a curated record.